AUGUCUCUCGCCGCUCGCACCGCAACCGUCUCGCGGGUCACCAACGAGACCAAGAUCCAGGUCUCGUUGUCCCUGGAUGGCGGCGUUCUCCCACCGUUCGAGCCGAUGGCGCACUUCCCCCCGCCAACUGACCCGGAGGAGGCGGAGGCCGAGAAGAAGGGCAUUGUGCCCAUCAAGGGUGCUCACCAUGCUACACAGUUCACACCCACCCAGCAGAUCACCAUCAGCACGGGGAUCGGGUUCCUGGACCACAUGCUGCACGCGCUGGCGAAGCACGGCGGGUGGAGUCUGGCCGUGCGGGCCAAGGGCGAUCUGUACAUUGAUGACCACCACACAACAGAGGACACCUUCCUCGCCCUCGGCACCGCCUUCACAAAAGCCCUCGGUGCCCGGCAAUCGCUCGCCCGCUUCGGCCGUGGCGACGCGCCCCUCGACGAGGCUCUGUCCUGGGCCGUCAUCGACCUGUCCAGCCGCCCCUGGGCCGUGAUCAACCUCGGCUUCAAGCGCGAGAAAAUCGGCGACCUGAGCACCGAGAUGAUCACCCAUGGUCUGCAGAGUUUCGCGCAGGCCGCCGACGUCACGCUCCACGUUGGCUGCACCUACGGCGAUAACGAUCACCACCGCGCGGAGAGCGCGUUCAAGGCUCUGGCUGUUGCGAUCCGGGCUGCCACUGCGCGCCGUGUUGCGGGUGAGGUUGGUGCGGGCGAUAUUGUUAGCACUAAGGGUGUGCUAUAA
Molecule: messenger RNA, 735 nt
Organism: Penicillium canariense
Lineage: Eukaryota; Fungi; Ascomycota; Eurotiomycetes; Eurotiales; Aspergillaceae
Gene: his3
Product: imidazoleglycerol-phosphate dehydratase HIS3
Exons: 2
Coding region: 1-735 (244 amino acids)
Biological process (GO): L-histidine biosynthetic process
Molecular function (GO): imidazoleglycerol-phosphate dehydratase activity
Source: RefSeq, a predicted model, not a curated record